Hypoxylon fragiforme is the source of this 3668-nucleotide messenger RNA. RefSeq lists its product as uncharacterized. NCBI's taxonomy places the organism in Eukaryota, Fungi, Ascomycota, Sordariomycetes, Xylariales, Hypoxylaceae. Bases 387 to 3485 code for a protein of 1032 amino acids. The record is from RefSeq and is a predicted model, not a curated record. The transcript has a single exon. Gene Ontology annotation, molecular function: protein binding.
CUCUAAAGUUAGUGACUUUUUGGCUUUGCGAUAGUAACAUAAUUGCAUUUUAGAGCUAUUAAUUACAACAUCAAUCUUGAAUCUUGUUCUUGUUUUGUAUAUUGUGCAUGGUUCAAGAACAAGAUUCCUUUCUUGUUCCUUUUUUUUCUUCUUCCUUUCUUUUAUAAACUUCUUCGAUACGUAUAUAACUUACUAUGUACAUGUUCCCUACAAUACAUGUUGCGCCUGUGUCUUAGUAGACCCUUCAGUCCAAAUAUUGAAUCCUUUCGCGAGAGAGACCAGGACUCUAAGCAUUAUUCAUCCACGACCAUAAAAAUGCCCUGUCAACCUCAUGUCGAUCGAAGCCCUCUGCUAGCUACAUUCACGAUACCGACUUACUUGCGAUCAUGUCCACGCCAUUCAUAUGUCGCAAAUGUAUAACCCGACUUGCUCAGUCCCGUAUGGGCUAUAUAGGACGACUGAAACCGAAGCGCCUAAAACUACACACUCAAGCGACAUCAACGUCGGUACCACCACCAACUUGGACAAUUUUAGAAGAGGAACAGAGGCGGGAGUCUAUAAACCAGCAAAAGCCUACCACUGGUCAUGAAAUCCCUGUGGCCAGACCCAAUCAAGUACCCGGUUGGCAAGAAGUUCAAGUUCAAGAGGAAUCGGUAGCAGAACGAGGAGUGGCACAGGAGAAGCGUAAAAGAAGGGGCAGAAAACGACGAAGACCAGUCCCUACGCCGCUAGCUUCAUCUUCACAAGAGUUAAAGGCGAAGAUAUUAAAAGCAAACGGAAAUUAUCGCAUUGUCUUCGACGACCUCGAACAUAUAUAUCAAUUGUCGCGGGAAGAAACCCGUCAUACAGUUGGCCAACUGAAAAGGCUGCUCCGGGAAGCAUGGGAAUCAAAUUCCCUGGAAAGGGCAGAAGCGCAACUUGAUUUGUUCCAUGACUGGAAGAAUCAUUUCAAGUUCUUAAAACAGACAAUCAGCCUUGCUUCUGCCAAGCUAUCUUUCAAACUAUCUGCCAGGCUACCUAAUGCGGAUUUUUGGAUGACUGUGUCGAAGCAAGGUUUGGAGACUAUGAGGGAUACAUGGCACAGAUCGAGCCAGGAGAAGCGCGAGUCCUUAUGGCCACGUGUAGUAAUGGCCGCAUUCCAAAGCCACCUCAACUGGGUGCCAGUUUCCUUUUUAUCAACGUUUCAAUCUACAUCGUGCCCAAGCUACAUCGUCGAGGAUUCGGUUUACCUCCUUUUCCGAAUGCUGGAUGACGAUAAGAUCGCCAAGGGCAACCAUCAACAACUUGUCGAGCUCGUCAUGUUCCUCCUUGAGAAUUGUCCUCCAGGUUAUAUGGUUCUAGAGCAGAUGGUGAUCCGGAGGGUUAUGUCAUUGAUAUCAACUCGUCAGCUGCUUGGGCUUCAUGAAGCUCUUGAAAAGAUCGAACAUCCGCUUAGCUCCAAUACACUUCUCCAUUUUGCAAGUCGGUACGCUCAUACAACAAAAUACAAGGUACAGGCUGCCGAAGUCAUUCAUUCUCUCGCAUCUAGGCUCGGGUUCGAUAUAAACUCACCAGCGGCUGCCAGUGUUUGUACUUCUCUUCUAACCAUAUACGAUAAAGAAAGAUUGCCGAGCGGUCACGCUGCGCCAGACGAGCUUUUCAAGUUGCUGCUAGACUCUGGGUUUCGUCCCAAUCUACUAAACUUAUCUGCCCUGAUGCAAAACUUCUGUGCUCGAGGACAUAUUGAGACCGCGUGGAGUAUAUUUGACCUCUUAAUCAGACGUGGCAUAGAACCCGACAUCAAUGUCUUCUCGAUCCUCUUGAACGGGUCCAAACUCACCCUUGAUAUGGCAUAUUUCGAACGCAUGUUUCAUAUUAUCGAGUCUCGAGGAGCCUGGACUCUAUAUCUAGUUAAUGAUCUUCUGGAUUGGAUAUACCGAUACAAUGAGUCACAGAAGGAGCAUCGGCGGAGGCAGCGAAAACACAUUGAGGCGUUGCGGCUGAUGGCCAGAGUGUAUACCAAAUUCUUCCGCGUGGAACAGCUACAGAAACUCACCUUGUUUCCCUUAGAGAACCUACUUCUUCCGAGAAGAGGUGGUCGACCCAAAAUGCACAUGCUAGAACUUGCUGAACUAGCUGAUACUCUGGUGCAACGACCAGAUGCCCUGCUUAUGAAGCCGGAUACUACCACUUUAUCAAUAAUGUUCAGGGCCAUUUUUCGAGUCCUUAAGGCUCCAAUGCCUAUAAGGUUGUAUUACCGCCAUUUCAUGCGUCUCUUGUACCAGCGCGAUCAUACAUUAGUCAAACUCAUCAAAGAAAAGGGAACUCUAGUCCACGACACCUUUCUACGAGAUAUAUUACAGUUCUCCAGGGCCCUAAAUAAUGGCGUUCAAAUGGUUGAGAAAAUGCAGGCAAACGCAAAAAAGGAGCGAGAAGAGUCUGGGGAGAACAUAAUUCAUCCACCACCGUCAGUCCACACUUAUACAGUAUUGAUGAAUGGCCUGAAAAACCAUAAGCGCACCCAAGCGGUGGUAACAGUGCUAAACAUGAUGAUUAAAGAAGGUCUUACACCCAAUGUCGUUACAUGGAACAUCGUCAUUAGGGCUCUCAUUCAGGACGGUUACCUUGUCCACGCUGUCAGGGUUGUGCGCUUUCUGGAGCAUAUCGGCAUUGAAUCCCAUUCUCGUACAAUUUAUGAAUUUAAUCGUCUGAAUGGAGCGAAAAGAAAACGGGUGGCUACACUAAUUCAGGCUUUACGCAAGGAGACCAUCAACUUCAACGAACCACGACAAUUUGCCGAAUAUCUACUUAGUAUUUGGGAGGCAGAUGGUUCUGAACAGCCGUUUACACAGAAGCGAUACCAAGCUCCAACUUCCCCAUCAAUAAAGGAAGAGGUCCAGAAGAUACGUACAGGCACAACCAAUGAUACAAAUGAAGAACUUCCUAAGCUUAAGCCUAGGUCCAUAAGCGAGGCAGAACAGAAAAUCGUACAGGAGAGUUUAAAAGAACCUUUAGGCAUAGCCUCUGCUACAGGUAGCGAACACGAACCUGGAACCAAUCAGGAGGAGCAAAAGGCACCUUUGGCCCUCGCCUGUAACCCAAAGGAAGAACUCCCCAAGCCUAAGUUUGGGCUCACGGAUCAGUUCAGACCACCCGCUCCGCUGGAGUCGACUCCCCUGGGAUUGAAAGCGCAACCUCCGAAGAAGAUGCCCAUAGGAAAAAUGCCGGUUCUAGACAGGGAACUCUCCAAACUCAAGACCGACGCUGAGAAGUCCGGGGGCCAAUCCAAACAGACGGCUGCAUUCCGAGCACCAGAUCCAAACGCAACUCCCAUAGGAUUAAAACGGGACACGUCGAAGAAACCGCUAGGCAUAGCCCUUGGUGAGAAACCCGAACUCCCGCCUAACCCUAUCCUGGCGAUCCCGAAGCCGAUCGGCCUGUCCCGUGCCCCGGAUAAAGUGGUGCUCCCUUGGGUUCGCAAGGGGGGUACGGGUAUUGGUGGGUAGAUGAGAUGGGUCAUCGGGUGGGUUAUAUAAAUACCAUAUAGACGGGAGAGAGAAAGUGGUUUUCCCCUCGAGUUGUUAGACGUAGAGGUAGCGGAUCUAACUGGCUGGGAAUGUGUACCUGUAUAUACCGUGUAUAGUAUCUAAACAAAUACUACGUACAAAUAUAUUCAAGCGAUAGCUCCG